AUGAGUGAAGAGGUGAGAAUAGUAAUGGUCGCACACGUUCUCUAAUCGAAGUUCUCGACGAACACUUGACUUCAAUUGAAUACUUCCAAGGUCUUCAAUAAUUUCCUCUCCUUUUUUCCCCUGGUCAACUACUAUUUCCUACUAUUCCUGAAAGAGCAAAACAUCCGUUACUAUUAGACAUUUCCGGAUUCUCGUCAAAGUUGUCGUUAUUUUCAGAAGACGCCUUCCGUCGUGGAUGCUUCAGAGGAACCGUCCCCUCUGCUGAUUGAUUCGAACAGUAAGUUGUUAUCAUUCUUAUUUUUAUUAGUUUGCGGUCUGAAAACUGGUAUUCCUCCGCCAGAACGAGUGUUUUUUUGUGCCGAACACAAGUCCCAGAGCUCUUUGAGUCCGUUUUGUCUCGUUUUGUAUUCGUAUUCGGAUUGGCUCCCUUCAUGUGUUGAUGGUUGGUCUGUCAGAAGAAGAUUAUAGUAGAAUCGAGAGAGAAUUCAGUUCGACGCAACCACACGGGCUGACCAACCUCCCCGCAAUUGAGUAUAAUGUUUCGAUUCUGAUCGAUUCGUUCCGCACUUCAUUCGCUUCUGUUCUCUUUUUUCACUCCGUCUCGAUUGUCCAAAUGUACGAGAACUUUGAGCGGUUUGCUGUAGAAGUGCAUGACUGAAAAGAAGGCAAACGGACGAGAAAGGGGAGUGGUCGCCGUCCGUUUAAACGUCACAGAGUAGAGAAGAAGUGUGAGAGCUUAUCAGUUGUGAGUGACUCUUUUUGCGACUGAGAGUCGAACUUGACCCGAUUGGGACUGCCGACUGAUCGAGAAGUCUGCUCUUCUUCAGAUCCCGAAACAACUUUUGUUAUCACGGACUCUGGCGGUAAACACACCCCGCCCACACACUUCCUUAUCUAGGUCUCAUGAUAUGAAAUAAGGUUUUCUGACGAGAAACAAAAUUGCUUUUCAGUCAAAGCCUCAUUCAGAAAUGCUGAAGAAAUACAGAAGUAAGUGUGUCCACCUGUAACUCUAUAGAGGUCCUUUAGUCCAAUCCAAUUCACGUUCGCUUUUCCUCUUUUGAAUGUAAAUUGUGAAAUGUAUCAGUUCUGUGGUCUCCACAAAAAGCGAAUGCCUAACAUGGGAACAACUGUCAACCCACUCAAUUAUGCUUUCUGUUUUCGUUUUGUCCCGGAUGUCAUGGUAUAGCCAUUAUGAAGUCAAAAGGCCGUCGCCUGCUGAAAUUGAUAUUAUUCGUUCGCUUUUCUGCAUGUGAGGGCGACAAAACAAUAUUCGCGUUAAUUGAAAUUCGAAAUUUCCACGUGAAUCAUUCUCAACCAGUACAUUUUCCACAAAACGACUGAUACGCACAAUAGGUUUUUUUAGUUUUCAUACCUUUCGUUUUAUCAGGUACAAAAAAAGCGUAAGUCGUAUUUUCUCAGUUAGAAGACUUGUGAAACGAUUAAAUUGGUGAAGUGUAACUCUGGUUCAGAGUUUUUCUUCCGACUUUACUUUUUUGUCUGAUUAGAUUACUUAUUAUGCAAAUCACCAGAUUCCGCCUAUUUCUGAUCACUGAGCCCGGGUCCAAAUUUUCUCAAAUUAGCCAAAGACGGACGUCAUCGGGCACUUAUCAGCUGCUCCGAAGGUUCGUUUCUCUUAUCAGUCGCCUCUUUCGUGCGUUGAUCUGCGACAAAGGAGUGCCCCACCCAGUCUGUACAUCUGCGAAAAGUAGCAAUUCUACUCGUUUACGCUUCCUUCUCGUCUUUUUCUCCGUUUCUUCGUCGUCUGAUUGUUUUUUUGCGUCCAGGCAACUCGCCAGAGCUCCGUGCCUGAAUUAUGCAUUUUUCCGCUUAUUGUUGCUGCGCUUUGAUGUAUGACGCCGUCUUCUAAACAUCUGGACCAAAAAGAAAGGGAAAAAGCGCGAAAUGAGCAAAAACGAGGUUCGGAAUUCAAAUUGUGCGUGUUUCAGUGUUCGGAGGCACGCUGGAGUCGCAAGCACUGCAGAAGGGGUGCGAGGAGGACAUCGAGAAGCACUGCAGAAGGUGUUUGGGUACGCUUCCGUCGCUUUCAAAGAACCCAUUUCAAUGCGGUCCACUUUUCAGGCAAGCCCACUAUGCGGUCACUGCAUAAGCUACGGAAAUACGGGUUCUACGUACUCUUCUUCAUGCUCAUUUUCGUUAUGGUUUUCCAGUUUUCUGCAGAUUUGUAAGUUGUUCAAAGUCGGUUCUCGUGAGAUUUUCGACGAAAAGCCAAGACAUUUCUCUUUGUUUUUAAUGGCUCUCUACUUCUUCUUCGACAUUUUCGUUCUUUUUGCAGACGUCAGCCGACAUCUCCAGUGUUCAAAAUGAGCGAAACGAACAACAGCCAGCAGAUGAUCAUAGUGAUAACUCCAACUUAUAAAAGAAUCACCCGAAUCGCUGACAUGCUUCGGUACGGUUUUUCUUCUCAAUACAUUCCUUACCUCACUAAGCAAAUAUUUUCAGCAUGGCAAACACUCUGUCGCAUGUGAAAGACUUGCAUUGGAUAGUCAUCGAGGACGGCAACUCGACAGUUCCGGCAGUGAGGGCUCUUCUCGAAAGGGCCAACCUUCCGUUCACCUACAUGGCCCACAAGACGGCAGUCGGCUACCCGAGAAGAGGGUGGUAUCAACGGACGAUGGCGCUGAAGUUCGUCCGAUCGAAUACUUCUGAAAUUCUCGGAUCAGAUCAUAACAGCGGCGUCGUCUACUUCGGGGACGACGACAAUUCCUAUGACAUCCGUCUGUUCACGGAAUACAUAAGAAAUGUGAAGACACUCGGAAUCUGGGCUGUCGGUAAGUACGCCGUUCCUUAGUACUGUUUUUCAGCAAUCUUUCUCUUUUCAGGUCUCGUCGGAGGAACGGUAGUGGAAGCACCGAGAGUAAAGAAUGGGAAAGUGACGGAAUUCGACGUAAAAUGGAAUCCGAAGCGGCGAUUCGCAGUCGACAUGGCCGGAUUCGCUGUCAAUCUCCGCGUCGUGCUCAAUUCGGACGCCGUCUUCGGAACUUCGUGCAAGCGAGGCGGCGGUGCUCCGGAGACGUGUCUUCUUGAGGAUAUGGGAUUGGAGAGAGAAGACAUCGAGCCGUUCGGAUACGAAAAAGCGGUAAGUCCGUCUGAAAAACUCAACGACUCUAUGAUAUCUUUUAUCCAGAAAGAUCGUGAUAUUCUGGUGUGGCACACUAAGACCAACACGCCGAACCUUGUGCAGAACAAGAAGAACACAACGGCUCCUCCGCCAGACACUUAUGGAUACUUCGUCGAGCUCUGA
Caenorhabditis sp. 36 PRJEB53466 is the source of this 3262-nucleotide messenger RNA. Lineage: Eukaryota; Metazoa; Nematoda; Chromadorea; Rhabditida; Rhabditidae. The record is from the annotation of a GenBank genome assembly.